This is a messenger RNA of Equus quagga, 2790 nucleotides long. It is a transcript of the gene NTNG2, whose product is annotated as netrin G2. The record is from RefSeq and is a predicted model, not a curated record. The coding region runs from base 780 to 2546 and encodes 588 amino acids. The transcript is spliced from 11 exons. NCBI's taxonomy places the organism in Eukaryota, Metazoa, Chordata, Mammalia, Perissodactyla, Equidae.
GCGGCGGCCACAGCGGCAGCGGGAGCGCGCGGGGAAGGAGCAGCGGCUCGCAGCCCUCCGGCCCUCGCCCCCACCCAGCGCCAGCCAGAGGGGGGAGGCGGAGCGCCGGCGGGUGGCGGUCUUCGGCCUCCCGGGUCUCCGCUCCGGGAAGCUGCUCCGAGCCGGGGUGUUGUUGCUAAUGAGCUCUCUCUCCUCCCCUCUUACAAUGAAAGACAAGCCAGACCCCCGGUACCUGGAUGGAUUGAGAGCUGAAGUCUCAGAAACUUCAUAAUAAGUUGCCGAUGGCGACCAGCCAAGGCCGGAGGGGUGUUUUGCUGUUGUGUUGGGGACAUCACACAUUAAGGGCCCUUUAAAGACCCGGAUUGAUUGGAAGGACAAAAAUUAAAAGCAAUCUGAUCCGGCCUCAUGCCAGAUCCCUGUGGAUUUUCUCCCUAUCCCAUUUCCAGCCACUGUCACAAUUUGAGAAUCUGCCUGAUUUGAUCGGACUCACCUCCGGGAGAGGUGUAAUGCCAAGGUCAGGAGGACACGAAGUUAUGGGCGACUUUUUGAUCUGCCCAUCAGCAGUCUGAGAAACGCUGGCUCUGAGUUUUUCGUAUCGGCCUUCUGGAAAAAACAAGUUCCUCGCUCUGUGCAAGCCGGCAGUGCUCGAGUCCCUGGGAUAUCGGGCCUCCACCGCCUGGUAGAUGUGGCAUUUCCAUGCUGAGGUUGCGAGUCCCGCCUGACCCAGUCACCGCCUGUCCAGGGCCUCUCUGGGCCGCGCCCCCGCGGACGGCACAGCCAUGCUGCACCUGCUGGCGCUCCUCCUGCACUGCCUCCCGCUGGCCUCAGGGGACUACGACAUCUGCAAAUCCUGGGUGACUACAGAUGAGGGCCCCACCUGGGAGUUCUACGCCUGCCAGCCCAAGGUGAUGCGCCUGAAGGAGUAUGUCAAGGUGAAGGUGGAGCCCUCGGGCAUCACGUGUGGAGACCCCCCUGAGAGAUUCUGCUCCCACGAAAACCCCUAUCUGUGCAGCAACGAGUGUGACGCCUCCAACCCGGACCUGGCCCACCCGCCCCGGCUCAUGUUCGACAAGGAGGACGAGGGGCUGGCCACGUACUGGCAGAGCGUCACGUGGAGCCGCUACCCGAGCCCGCUGGAAGCCAACAUCACCCUGUCGUGGAACAAGAGCGUGGAGCUGACGGACGACGUGGUGGUGACCUUCGAGUACGGCCGGCCCACCGUCAUGGUCCUCGAGAAGUCCCUGGACAACGGGCGCACGUGGCAGCCCUACCAAUUCUACGCUGAGGACUGCAUGGAGGCCUUUGGCAUGCCGGCCCGCCGGGCCCGCGACCUGGCCGCCUCGGGCGCCCACCGCGUGCUCUGCACCGAGGAGUACUCGCGCUGGGCCGGCUCCAAGAAGGAGAAGCACGUGCGCUUCGAGGUGCGGGACCGCUUCGCCAUCUUCGCCGGCCCCGACCUGCGCAACCUGGACAACCUCUACACGCGGCUGGAGAGCGCCAAGGGCCUCAAGGACUUCUUCACCCUCACCGACCUGCGCAUGCGGCUGCUGCGCCCGGCGCUGGGCGGCACCUACGUGCAGCGGGAGAACCUCUACAAGUAUUUCUACGCCAUCUCCAACAUCGAGGUCAUUGGCAGGUGCAAGUGCAACCUGCACGCCAACCUGUGCUCCGUGCGCGAGGGCAGCCUGCAGUGCGAGUGUGAACACAACACCACCGGUCCCGACUGUGGCAAGUGCAAGAAGAACUUCCGCACCCGGUCCUGGCGGGCCGGCUCCUACCUGCCGCUGCCCCACGGCUCUCCCAACGCCUGUGCCGCUGCGGGCUCCGCCAUUGGCAAGUGGAUCAGGCCACCUACAGCCGCCCCCCUCGGGAAGAGCCCCCCCUGGCCCCAGGUGUCCUCCAGUGCAGAAGCUGUGGGCACCUCUGCCACUGCCCCUGCCAAGGCCUCCAAACCCUUCCAGCUCAGGCCCAAAUCUCCGCAAGUGAUGCCUCUUGAAGCAUUCCAAGACUGCGAGUGCUACGGCCACUCCAACCGCUGCAGCUACAUUGACUUCCUCAACGUGGUGACCUGCGUCAGCUGCAAGCACAACACGCGAGGCCAGCACUGCCAGCACUGCCGGCUGGGCUACUACCGCAACGGCUCCGCCGAGCUGGACGACGAGAACGUGUGCAUCGAAUGUAACUGCAACCAGAUCGGCUCCGUGCACGACCGGUGCAACGAGACAGGCUUCUGCGAGUGCCGCGAGGGCUCGGCGGGGCCCAAGUGCGACGACUGCCUCCCCACGCACUACUGGCGCCAGGGCUGCUACCCCAACGUGUGCGACGACGACCAGCUGCUCUGCCAGAACGGCGGCACGUGCGUGCAGAACCAGCGCUGCGCCUGCCCGCGCGGCUACACCGGCGUGCGCUGCGAGCAGCCCCGCUGCGACCCCGCGGACGACGACGGCGGCCUGGACUGCGACCGCGCGCCCGGGGCCGCCCCGCGCCCCGCCACCCUGCUCGGCUGCCUGCUGCUGCUGGGGCUGGCCGCCCGCCUGGGCUGCUGAGCCGGCCCGCGGGACCCGCGGCCCGGGAGGGCCGGUGCGCGCGCCCUGCGCCCUGCGCCCGGGAGCCGGGCCGGCGGCGGGAAGGGUGCGGCCCGAGCUGCUCCCAGGUGCUACUCAGCAGAGUCCUCCCGCCCCCUCAGUGGCACCUGCCCCCUGCCCGGCACUGCAGCAGGGGGCGCCGUGGGGCCCCAGCCCCAGCGACCUGCGAUUUUGGUCUUAGUUUUUCUUUUCUAUUUCCCGCCGC